CCCUGCCUUUGCUCUAAGGCUAUGCUAUCCUAUCCUAUCAGUGCAACCUUCGAGGUGGCGGGGAGUUGUGUCUCUCUCCGUUUCUAAUUUCCAAUUCCAUUCCAAUCACCAUGCCAUCAGCAUCAGCUUCUUCCCUACUGUUGCCACCGCCGCCUCUUCGGUAUCCUUCUCCUCGAUUUUCCCUUUCUUUCCCUUCCAGUCCAACACCCGCCACGAUUCAGGGUCCAUUUUAUCCCUCUCAAUUCACCCUUUCUCUCCAGAGACCCAGAGUUGCAUCACAGACACAGUACUCCCAGAACCCAGACAAAGACGCAGAUGACCAAUUCCAGGUGCUGAUGGCAAUGCAAAGCGGUUACAACAACAUUCUAGUCCUCGAUACUCCCAAUUCAAGGCUCCUUCUGCUCGAUUCCACUCAUAAUGUUCAUAGCAUGCUCAACAAAGCAACUAAAUGGACCGGUUCCUAUUGGGACGAGUUUGCUACAUUGCCGCCUGUGGUUCCAAAUGGUCCCAUAGCAAUCCUUGGCUUGGGUGGAGGAACAGCUGCACAUUUGAUGCUUGAACUAUGGCCGUCACUGCAGCUGGAAGGCUGGGAGAUAGAUGAAAUUUUAAUACAUAUAUCAAGAGACUAUCUUGGGCUUUCUGAUGUUGAAAAGCAAACAGUCGAUGGAGGAGUGCUUAACAUUCACAUUGGUGAUGCGUUUUCUCCAGAUGUUGCUAUUCCUGGGGGAUAUGCAGGAAUAAUAGUUGAUCUGUUUGCUGAUGGAAAGGUCUUGCCAAAAUUAGAACAGACUUCUACUUGGUUGGAGCUCCGUGAUAAAUUGAAGCCCGGUGGGCGCUUCAUGGUGAACUGUGGUGCUGGUGAAGAAGGAUUGCUUGAUGGGAAUGGAGUAUGGCAACGGGAUGAUGAAUCAUCCAACGAUGCUUGGAAGCCGAAUGCUACGAUAAGAGCUCUAUGCAAAGCUUUUCCUGGACAAGUAAGCUGGAAAAAGAUGCCACCAGGCGCAGGUGAAAACUAUCUUGCUCUUACUGGACCUUUGCCAGAUUUGUCUGAGUGGUCCUCUGCUCUUCCCAGUGGCAGUGACCUUAAAUCAAGCAUCUACAAAUGGAAGAUUUGCAGUGCCGAAGACCCUUGAUAGAAGGAACUACAUUACACUGCACCAAACUAACACAAUUGCUAUACAUGGUAUGGUAUGUAUGUAUGUAUACCCAUCUUUCUUUUGUCCCUACCUUUAUGUCCUCGAUCUUCAUACUGCAAUUUUGUUGGUUGGUUUUAUUCAGUCAAAUAUAUGUAUGGCAAAAUUAUCCAUAAUUGCUUUAUGGUUUCGAAAUUCA
Molecule: messenger RNA, 1332 nt
Organism: Andrographis paniculata
Lineage: Eukaryota; Viridiplantae; Streptophyta; Magnoliopsida; Lamiales; Acanthaceae
Exons: 8
Coding region: 111-1133 (340 amino acids)
Source: RefSeq, a predicted model, not a curated record